Messenger RNA from Verticillium dahliae VdLs.17, 970 nucleotides. RefSeq lists its product as uncharacterized. The record is from RefSeq and is a predicted model, not a curated record. NCBI's taxonomy places the organism in Eukaryota, Fungi, Ascomycota, Sordariomycetes, Glomerellales, Plectosphaerellaceae. The coding region runs from base 131 to 673 and encodes 180 amino acids. The transcript has 2 exons.
ACGCUUGCUUCGCUCAUUUUAUGCUUUGUUCCUUUUUUGCCAUCUUCAUCUACCCUUCAAAAGAGAACAAUAUUUCGAGGUUCAUCUCCGGGAGGGGCCGACAUCCCCAUGGCCAUCCUUGCAUGUUCGUAUGCCGUGGUGCUUGGAGGAAUGCCAUGUAGGACGGCCCCAAUCCUGCGACGCGCAAUGCAAGUUGAAGAAACCUCUCAUUCAGGGUCUUCCGGACAGCUUGGACGGAGUCAUAUGCGACCGAUUGAACAACAAAGCAGACAAUCGCUCUCUUGCUUCUACCGCAUCCCAUUUCACCAGAACACGGUUCCUUGAGACCUCCAUUUUGCAUCCUCGCUCUCCGGAUGAAUGCCGCCCUUUCGCCGAAGACCUUCUCACCCAGGUCCUUCCAGCAGAUGUCGUUAAAUGCCCCGCUCUUUCUCAUGGAAUAAUCGAGCCACCAGUUUCCCAGCUUUGCCGCAUGUAUGAUGACAAGGGAGAUGUUAGCAGAAAAUCUGCGCCCUUCUCUGCUUCUUCCAUUGCCGAAAGCCGGAUUUCGAGUCGUUGCUCAUGUGGUUGCCCAACGGAAGAUUUGACGGGCGACGUACUUGUUCCUGCAGUCUUCCUCUGCAGAGACCAUGUCGUGCUGCUGGAAGACCAGCGUUGCCACCUGCAUGUCAACUAGUUCGAUGUACCACUCAUCGGCUGUCCGAUCCGUGGCCUCCUCAGGCGGGAAGAUAAGGUUGGAAACAUUCAAGAGAUGCACAUGUUUUUCAUGUUGAUAGUGAUGGGAUGUCCAGGUAUUCGUACAUCGAGGCCAUAACAGAAGACCUCAGGGGACGCGCAUUGGACAUCAUGCGCCACUGACACUCAGACGAUGCUUGAGCAGUCAAUUGCAGCCUCCGGGCCAGCGACUAGCAACGUCUGUAAUCAUCGUCAAGUCUGGACCUAGAGGUACCAUAAAUCAAGCGACGGUCGCAUG